AGGGAGAGAGAGAGAGAGACACGGAGGCCGCGCGCAUAUAUACAGAAGGACUCGCGGGUGACGUUCGCUCUCGCCGCCGAUACCACCGUCGCUCGGUCCACGCUCGGCUCAGUCGCGCUCCGCCUGCCCUGAGAAUCGUCCGCGUCGCGGCUCCUCCGCGUAUCCGUCGUUCGUCGCACGCGGUGCCGGUGCUUCUCUCCCAGCACCGUCUCUCUCCACCCGUCCUGCUCCGCACGUGCCGUCCUCGCGUGCGUCACGCGUGCGGGCCCUCGCCGGCGCGCAGCUUCCGAAAUUCUCCUCGCUCUCGUCCUCGGGACCAAACUUUUCUAGACGACAAUCCUAAACUGUUCCCGAGAGCCUCCCUGAUCUUUCCGAGUCGGGACCAAGUGCCGAGGAUCGAACGCCCGAGAGAUCGUCAACCAUGAACGGGGUGUCGAACCAGUGCGCGAAGCUGAAGAUGUACGAUGGCGAGGACGACAACCCGAUAAUGAUCAAGAAGCCCGUGCCGCUGAGAGCGUGGAGCGACAACAUCGAGGAAACCGACCUGGACGUUCCCGGCACGCCGAGAACACCGCGCACGUCCACGACGAAAGGCCACGAGAAAUGUAUGUUCCAUCACGAUUUGGAGUUGGACCACCGACCGCCUACGCGGGAGGCGAUGAUACCGGAAAUGUCCCGAAGUUACAAGUUGCUCCUGAGCUCGCUGGGCGAAGAUCCAGAACGACAGGGACUCCUGAAAACACCGGAACGCGCCGCGAAGGCCAUGCUCUUCUUCACGAAAGGCUACGAUCAGAGUCUCGAAGACGUAAUUAACGAUGCGAUAUUCGACGAGGAUCACGACGAGAUGGUGGUGGUGAAGGACAUCGAGAUGUUCUCCAUGUGCGAGCACCAUUUGGUGCCGUUCUACGGCAAGGUGUCCAUCGGUUAUCUCCCAUGCAAAAAAAUACUGGGCCUCAGCAAGCUCGCCAGAAUCGUGGAGAUCUUCAGCAGGCGACUCCAGGUGCAGGAGCGACUCACGAAGCAAAUCGCGAUAGCGGUCACGAAGGCUGUACAGCCUGCAGGAGUCGCCGUCGUGGUCGAGGGAGUUCACAUGUGCAUGGUAAUGCGGGGGAUACAGAAGAUCAACAGCAAGACAGUGACCUCGACGAUGCUGGGCGUGUUCCGGGACGACCCGAAGACCCGCGAGGAGUUCCUCAAUCUGGUGCACAACAAGUAAACGGCCGAGUCGCAUCGCGGUGUCCUCAUCGCCGGCCACCGUGGGACCAGGGGAUUUCAACGCGUGACACCCCAGCCAAGUCUGCGCUCGCC
Messenger RNA from Vollenhovia emeryi, 1308 nucleotides. RefSeq names its product GTP cyclohydrolase 1 (gene Pu). The transcript is spliced from 6 exons. The coding region runs from base 422 to 1216 and encodes 264 amino acids. The record is from RefSeq and is a predicted model, not a curated record. Gene Ontology annotation, cellular component: cytoplasm. NCBI's taxonomy places the organism in Eukaryota, Metazoa, Arthropoda, Insecta, Hymenoptera, Formicidae. Gene Ontology annotation, biological process: tetrahydrofolate biosynthetic process; tetrahydrobiopterin biosynthetic process. Gene Ontology annotation, molecular function: GTP binding; GTP cyclohydrolase I activity; zinc ion binding.